GAGCGAUUGAGUGUGACGUCGGUUUUCUUGUGCUUGGAUACCGUAUUAUUACUCCGCCCACGAUUGUUCUGCUACGCUCAGUGUCUGAACGGAUGCCUACAAGUCGUGCAGAAUGGAAUCGCUUAGAUCUGUCGUUACUCGCUUAUUUGCAGACAUACAGGAUGUGAAUACCGCGGAUCUGCUUCCGUCGGGAUUGGCUGAUGGCGAAGCUUAUUACGGCUUUUUUCGCCGAAAAUCAGCCAAACGAAGACGUGUUCACUUGCUACAUCCAAACGUUGAUGUGGAAGAAGAACGUUACGAUAACUCGAUUCUUCCCUUUCCUUUGCACACGACUCGUUUCGACUUUGAUAACUUUGUGCAUGAGUAUGUGCGAGCUUGUCAAAUUGGUGGCAUGAUCGAGCCCCUGAAGACGGUCAUGUUGAAAUACGUUGAAACACCGUUAACUUUAACCAAAUCGAUCCGGCUCAUGACGUUUCUUCAUCACCUACUGCAAGUGAUUCCCGUCACGCCCGCCCAACCGAGCACGGCCACAGUUUCCUUUGCGCCGUUUCCGCUCGGUCAGCUUUUCGAAGAACUGACAGUGAGCAUCUCUUUUCGAACUACGCCAGCGCCGACGCCGACCAUGCUGUCAACGUGGAUCAUCACCAUGCAGUUUAUGCUUUCUUGUCUCCGAAGCAACAGUCGUCAGGCCCUUUUCAACGCCGGACUCACCAAUCCCGUGAUUCUCGGCAUGAGCAAACAUAUCUUGUUGGAACUCACCCGUUUACCGUGGAAACAGAUGGAUGAUCUGCAAGAGACAUGCUUCUCUUUGGGUCAAGAAAUGCUGAAUUUCUUUUUCCUCAAAGACCAAAAGUCCGGCCAAGGGAUCGACAAUGCAGCUAACCUCGUUCACGUGUCUUAUUACGACGUGAUUUACUCGUUCCCCGAGUUUUACGGUCAUUUUUUGAAUACAGCUCCACCCGUGGUGGUGCCUCAACCGUCGAUUGCCAAUCACAAAAUAUGGAUGAUGACAUUAAAUUACAUGAUAACAUCGAUCCAUCAAGAGCCCAAAUUACUCGACAAUAUACCUACUCUGGUGGCCAUCAACAUUAUCAAGCAUAUGCUUCGUGAAAUCAACACCUUGCCAUCCAAUUUAUCUACCGGUGAAGUAAACUGUGUCAACAAAGGGAAAGAGCUGAUCAACUUGCUAUUGCUCGGUCCUUCGGAUGACGGCGCCGGAGCGGUAUCGCAUUACGAUAUUAUUGUGGCGUUACCCGAUGUGUACGGCCAUUUUCUUCGCGGCACAUUUGCACAAAGUGUUCAUUGGACGAUGGAAAAGUUUAUCAAUGAACUGGGGAAAAGGCGACGGCAUCUUGCGUUUUUAAUGAUGCCUCCAGACGCGUCUUGGCCCUUGAUCUACCAAAUGAGCCGUCGACAUGAAUACAAUGAUCUAACCACGCGAACAAGUUUUCACAUGUUUGAAGGAGAUCUGAUUGAUUUUGUCAAGGAAGGCAACUCGACCAACAUUGAAACCCAUUUUCGCGACUUGUUGUUCCAACGAGCGUCCAUGGAUGAAUUUCGCCAAUUAGCCAUGUCUCUCAGUCAAUCUGGACUGGAUAAUACGCAAAUACGAAAAGCCAUGGUGGCCAAGGCUAGAGAUGUGAUUCGUUGUAUUCAACAGCACAGCCGGCCAGGCAAACGGGACGUAAGCGAACGAGAGAAAGAAUCAUUCAACGCAGCCCACGGCGGUAUUCGUGGCGAAGAUAUCAAGAUGUCAAUUCCUUCCAAUAUGGAUUUGUGGGAACUGAUGAAUGAAACCGCAGAUCAGUUAUACAGUUUCGUCGCUGCAGAGUUCUUCUCUUAUGAAGACAUUUUGCAGGAUUUUUAUGAUUUAGUUUAUGCUUCCGAUGGCGAAGCUUAUCCUCCCGGUACCAAAGAUCGUCUUCGCAAAGAUAAUGGUCUCGUGUGGUUACUGCUGCAGUUAUUUUAUAUCGAAAAAGUGUCGUCGACAGUCAUACAAAAGGAUUUUGAAAAUGAGGAGACAUUGUUUGAUAAGCUAGUGUGCUUAUACAACGAAGACCAAAUCCUAUCCAUGGACGCCUUUUCGUUACGUGAUCUGUCAUUACAGUGUGCGAUUAACCAUCAAAAAGAUUCUAUCAAGGAUGUCAUCAAUAUCAAGCAGCGCCAUCCAAAACUUGCCGCCUCACUUCGAUAUGCGGGUCUUUGUUACCAAAUUCAAGUAUAUUUUAACCAUCAUUAUCAUAAAAACGUGCCUACCAAUUUUACAUUAUUCCAUAAUCUCGAUGCUCAAGAAAUGACAAAAGUGGCUAUCGAAAGUCAACUGAUACAGGAUGUGGUGCCUUAUACGUUGUAUGUGUAUCUGGUCCCGACCAAGGCCGACAUCGGCACCCUUGGUCACCCUUCCACCACCUACAUCAAGGGCGGCACUUUAUGCUACAAAUUACUGGAUUUGCUCAGCGUGAACGCAAAACAUCGAUUACUGCAAGUGAUUUACAAAAUGAUGCUGGAUAGCGAAUUGGGGCCACGGUAUCAGGCCAAUACCUCGCCACCCAUUGCGUGUGUGCCACCCCAAGUGUUGGAUGUAGUUUAUAAGCUACUGUAUAGUGCGCCUUGUUCAGCCGAAUUGAUGAUCAAGGAAAUCUUUGACAAACUGCUGCGAUGCGACAAACUGAUCAAAAUGCGGACGGAUGCUGAACGCAAUAAUGGGGAAGUCGUGCCAUUCCCUGAUCAAACCAUGCGCUGGUUGCAUACCAUGCUUCAGCUGAUGACCUAUCGCUUUGUUCGAUUCUUAAAAUAUUCUCCAUUGUCACCAGGACUGCUGCAUUACAUUCGAUAUUCUAUUUCUCACCUUGAUCACCGGCAGGGCUACCGAGUGGUGGAAUCAUUUGCAUCGAAUAUCAUUCGAAUGCAAAUCGAUGUCAAGGUACUACGGUCUCUGGAUGAUCCCAACCGUGAUAAGCCAAUCUGGUUUGCCGAGUCCGAGAUGUUGGCUCGAGCCAUGGUAGCCACCAUCAGCCGUCUGAUUAAAACAAGAGGCCAGGCCGAUAUCAAGACCGAGCAAGUGUACCGCGUAUUAUCCAGCUUAUACACGUACAAGCUCGAAUGGUCGCCAGAGUCCAUCCAGUAUUUCCCCAAAGCGAUACGACAAUUUUAUACGGACCCCGAUUCGCCGAAUCAAUCCAUCGCCUCUCGUCCUGCCGUCGACCCUGCACGGAUCCAACAAUUGCUCACCAAUAACAAGUCGUAUUCUGCCUAUCUUUUGCAAGGUUCGCCCGAGGCCGAGCGCGAGGUUUUACAGCACUUUGGCACACUUGAACAUCAACCAGAUUUACUGUGUAUGCUUUGGAUGAUGGCGGUGAUGCGACAAUCCGUGGACGGAUUCCAUAUGCCAUCCGUCCGAAAAUUAUUAUUGCUGAUUGCUCCAUCAAGAAUGGCGACCAACGUCAUUGACCUGAUUGAUUUUGUGCUACUGAUGGAUCCACGCACGAACAAUCGUGAUAUGUGUGGCAUGUUCCUGAAUACGAUCAUUUGGAAGUAUCAGUGGGUUGAUUUCAACCAUGUGAUUGCUGCGUUGAUGAAGGGGAGCGGAUCGCCGGAACGUACGACGCGAGCGUUCAGUUACGUGCGUUAUUUACUGUGUGAAUCACAUGAAUUCCAGAAUCGAGUGAACAAGUGGGAUUCGCUUGAAUUCAGUCCUCGCCAUUGGACCGAAGAAGAUUUCCACGAGAAAUUAAUGCGGUACCUGAACGAAUUUCCCGAAUACCACGAGUUUGAAGCGUUUGCACGGAGCGAUCAUGCGUCCACGACGUUUGAUCCGCCACUCCAAUCUCCGAUGCCGAUUUAUUUGACAAACGUCAUUAGCGAAUUCAUGGCAAGCUUGGAAUUACUGAUUACACGAUUAAUCGAACACUCGCAAACCGACUUGUUGGGCGAAAUUCUGGAUCGAUAUGGUCAUCUAUUCUAUUCCCAUCCAUAUCCACUGUCCUUUGUCUGCAACCUCCUCCUCUACUAUUAUCCUUCAACCACGCUACGAGAUACCCGUAUCUGUAAAAAGAUACUACGACUUUUAGAUUUUAAUCAGUACGACAUUGCGCCGGAAGCGAUGAUGUAUUCUCGAGACGAGCAAAUGGAUGGCAGUGCAUUCGAUACGGCUUACUACGAACGUGCCAUUUAUAAACUUGUUGAAAAUUUGAAUCCACAGAAAUGCGCUCCAAGAAAACGACCCGAUCUUCCCGAAAGACAUUUCAGGGAGAUAGGAAGUCCGGCCAUUGAAGCGAUUUCCAUCGCCACGCUUGAAAUUAUGUUGACGCCGGUGAUGCCGGAAAAGAUUGUCAAGCAUAUUCUUGACAUGGCUUUACUGCGUGGGUCGCACCAUGUGGGAGUGUCUGCGCUGACGAUUCACGCGAUCGGCUUGCUAAUGUCAUCGCUGCCAUCGGAUGCUUUUAUGCGUCUGAUCUGGGAAGAACUUAAUCAAGUGAUUUUGACCAAUCGGUAUCUUUUGGAAGUUUCUGAACCUUGUCGACUGAUCCGUUGUGGUGUCCCGAAACGAACGAAUGGACGUUAUGUCAUGACACCUUCGCUUCCUGAUUUCUCUACGACAGCGAUUCUCAAAGAUUCGAUGAGUGUGCGACUGCGGAAGGCCAUGAUGUUUCCGUAUAUUUUCAACGACUACAAAUUUAAUCUUCAUAAUUACAGCACCAAUGCGCCCAACAGCUUCUUGUGUCUCUUUCACAGUAUUCUCCACUACUCGAGUUUGGAUGCUUUUAGUAUCUUUCUGGAAUAUCUUCGAUCACUACGAUUAUCCGGCCGUUUACGCACCGAUGUCCAGCUCUUGUACAUCUGCUUCCUCAUCGGUCCCGCGCUGCACAGACUCGACAAGUUGGACAGCACGGAUGCAGAGCUGGUGGUUGAAUUGAUGUACAUGGUGAAACAAGUGACGAGCCAUAUGGAUAUGAAGGAUGGCUGGUCAACUCAGGCGUUAGAACAAGUGUUUGAUUUCUUAUACCAUAUUCGAGUACGAUUUGUGAAAUCGACCGAGCUCGCUGUACAAUUGAAGGACAUAAUCCGAUCCAUGAAAUCACCGACUUCGCAACGUCUUUUGCGUCUCGUGGUAUGAAAAGAAAGAGAGAGAGAGUAGAUCUUUGUUUUAUGAUAUUCAAUGUAAUAUACGUGGAUAAAAAAAACACUCAACCCAUCAUUUCAUA
Messenger RNA from Radiomyces spectabilis, 5204 nucleotides. RefSeq names its product mediator complex subunit 23-domain-containing protein. Gene Ontology annotation, cellular component: mediator complex; transcription regulator complex. The record is from RefSeq and is a predicted model, not a curated record. Lineage: Eukaryota; Fungi; Mucoromycota; Mucoromycetes; Mucorales; Radiomycetaceae. Gene Ontology annotation, biological process: positive regulation of gene expression; regulation of transcription by RNA polymerase II. The transcript is spliced from 24 exons. The coding region runs from base 113 to 5116 and encodes 1667 amino acids.